This is a messenger RNA of Podarcis raffonei (Aeolian wall lizard), 6192 nucleotides long. It is a transcript of the gene JPH2, whose product is annotated as junctophilin 2. Bases 1045 to 3276 code for a protein of 743 amino acids. NCBI's taxonomy places the organism in Eukaryota, Metazoa, Chordata, Lepidosauria, Squamata, Lacertidae. The transcript has 6 exons. Gene Ontology annotation, cellular component: endoplasmic reticulum membrane; sarcoplasmic reticulum; plasma membrane. The record is from RefSeq and is a predicted model, not a curated record.
UCGCCCGCUCACUCCCUUUCCUUUUCCUUGCUCCAUAACUAGCAGAAGUUCCUCCCAUGCCCGUUGCAAAGUUCGGAGCAAACGACCUGGCAGAGCUCUCGCCCGCGCCUCCCUCCUUUUCCCAGGGUGCUAUUUUUAAAUAGGACACUUGCUCCGUCUCUCUCUCUCGUUUUCAUCCCAGCCCGAAAGGGGGUGGCGGCGGUGGGUGUCUCUGUCCUCCAUAAAAGGGUCCUGCAAAGUGGGCAGGGCUACGUGGGUUUAUUUUCGGAGCAGCUCCAGGGAUCCGAUGGCCUUGUUAGGGCAGCUGUGACCUUUCUUCCCGGAGGAGGGUAGAAGGAAGGAGGCUGCGGGAGGAGGACAGCCGGAGAGGCUCGCCUGUCCAAUGGGGCUUUGAAGAAGAGCCUGGCACCGCCCGCGCAACUAGCCGCGGGGGCCGCAGAAGCCCCGGGAGGGCGGAAGAGGCGAGGGCGCAAAGCGCGCCAUAGGGGAGGGGGUCGCGGCGGUGGCGGCGGCCGGGGAAGGUUCAGCAAGGAUCUUUACCCUUCUUGGCUCAUAAAGGGGCCGGAUGCUGCCGGCGUUUAGAAGAGGCUGCGAGGAUGGUGUAGCAGAGGAAGGUUACCUUGCAACUAAGGUCUUGCAAAGGCUUGCCUCUUGCCCAUCAGGGCGCUUGGAGAGAGCGCACGGGAUGGGGAGGCCCGCGCCUUGCAGCUGAGCAGGAGUUUAGCCUUCUCUGCUACCUCCAAGGCCGGUUGGUAGAGUUUUCCUUCCAUGCCUCCACACCUGACAGGCUAGCGUUGCCAAGCCGGAGAGUUGGUGGUCCCUGAGUUUUCUGAGCCUAGGAACAGCUUGCUUUCCACCUCCUCGCAGCCUCUUCCCUAGUUGCCCCUUCCUGGGCGAGGACGCCACGCCUGACCCCAAAGGUGGCCCUCCAGCAUAGCUUGGCUAUGCACCCCCACCUGCCACUUCCACUAAUGGAGAAGUGAUCUGGCCACGUAGGAAGGAGGGAACGAGCCAGAGAAGAGCACAGACCCCUGGCUUGACAGCAUGAGCGGUGGCAGGUUUGACUUUGACGAUGGAGGGGCCUACUGCGGGGGCUGGGAAGGGGGCAAAGCCCACGGGCACGGCAUCUGCACCGGGCCCAAGGGCCAGGGCGAAUACUCGGGCUCCUGGAACUACGGCUUCGAAGUGGUGGGAGUCUACACCUGGCCCAGCGGCAACACCUACGAGGGCUACUGGUCUCAAGGCAAGAGGCAUGGCUUAGGGAUCGAGACCAAAGGGCGGUGGCUUUACAAGGGCGAAUGGACACACGGCUUCAAAGGAAGGUAUGGGGUCAGGCAGAACGUCAGCAGCGGGGCAAAAUACGAAGGCACCUGGAAUAACGGUCUGCAGGACGGUUAUGGCACGGAGACCUAUGCUGAUGGAGGUACAUACCAAGGCCAGUUCACCAAUGGAAUGCGCCAUGGUUAUGGCGUCCGGCAGAGUGUCCCAUAUGGCAUAGCAGCUGUAGUCCGCAACCCUCUAAGGACCUCCCUUACUUCCCUCCGUAGUGAGCACAGCAAUGGCACCCUGUUGCAACAUGACUCCCCAUCAGCAAACCUGGAGAACUUUCCCAUGACACCUACGAUCACCCGUGGUGGCUUUGCUCUCAGCCUGUACGCGGAUGCUGAUGUGGGCAAGCUGAAGAAGGGAGGGCUCUUCAGGCGGAGUUCCUUGUUUGGGAAGUUGAAGAAAUCCGACUCUAAGACUUCCUUGGCCAGCCAAAGGAGCCGACUCAGCUUUCUCAAGAGCGAGAGCGGGAUGAGCUCCACUGGUAGCGAUGCCACCUCCACAGCUAGCCUAGGAGAAGGAGCCGAGGGAGAGGACUUCCCGCCUUUUGACGCUGAUAUCGAUGCCACCACGACAGAGUCCUAUAUGGGUGAGUGGAAGAAUGACAAGCGCUCUGGGUUUGGCGUGAGUGAGAGAUCAAGUGGCCUGAAGUAUGAGGGUGAAUGGCUGGAUAAUGUACGGCAUGGAUACGGUUGCACCACUUUGCCUGAUGGUAAGAAGGAAGAAGGGAAAUACCGAAUGAACGUCCUGAUCAAAGGCAUGAAGAAGAGGGUGAUACCUCUGAAAAGUGCCAAGAUAAGGCAGAAGGUGGACAGGAGCCUGGAAGGGGCUCAGAGGGCAGCAGCCAUCGCCAGACAGAAAUCUGAGAUUGCAGCUUCUAGGACUGCCCAUGCCAAAGCCAAGUCAGAAGGGGCUGAGCAAGCAGCAGUGGCAGCUAACAAUGAAUCCACUUUAGCCAGGUCGAUGGCCAGGGAACUAUCUCCGGAUUUCUAUCAGCCAGGUCCUGAAUACUUGAAGAGGCGACUGCUCCAGGAGCUCAUGGAGAACGAAGAGAAUAUAGAGAAUACUGAAGAGCCACCACCUGUGGAACAGCCACCUCCACCACCACCUCCAGAGAGCCCUCCGGUUGAUGAGCAAGAUUCCACCAAGCCCAAAGAAAGUCCCGCUCGAACGCCUUCACCAGCUGGAACACCACCUGAGGCCAAACGAGCGAAGCAAGGUUCUCAGAAAAGCCCUGGGAGCUGGAAUGGAGAUCACGGCAAGGAUGGCAGUGGCACGGGAAGUAGGCCCAACACACCUUCUAAAGCUUUGCUAGCACCUGCAGAGAAGGCAGCAGGUGGCAGUAGGCCUGCUUCCCGGAGCCCCAGCCACCCUAGCCAUGUGAGGGUUGCUGCUGACCAGAUGGAGAUCAAACCCCUUCAGAGGAUACAUCAGGAAGGCGACGUUGCAUUAUUUCAGGGCUAUCACAGCUAUGCUGUGAGGACCUCCCCGGUUACUCCCCCAGUGGACUUUGAGGAAGAAUCAUUCCCUGACUCCAAGUUGCCUGCCAAGCCAAGUUCCCCAGAGCCCAAAGCUGAUGUGAAGGCCAUUGAGCACAAACCGGAGCCGCAAAAGAGGGGAGGUACACCUGUCUCUCAGCAUGAAGCAGCUCACGAAGAAAAAAAAGCACUCAGAGCAGAACCUAAGCAGGAUCUCAAGCAACACCCGCCACCAGAACCCAAAGCAGAAGAGAAAGCCGAAGCUGCAGCUGAAGGCAAGCCUGAACAGAAAACUGAAACGAAGGUGGUGCCCAAAACUGACCCCAAGGCUGUGGUGAAGAAAGUUGCUUCACCAGAGGCAGCAACGAAAGAGGUGGAAGAGCAUGAAGAGGGACCUAACACAAUCAUCAUUUGCAUGGUCAUCCUAUUGAACGUUGGCCUCUCCAUCUUAUUUGUCCAUUUUCUGACAUGAUGAGAUGCUAAGACAAGAAGUUUCUGCUGACAUCUAUGCCUUGCCAGAGGUAUAACACCAUCCAUUCAGAACCAUCUAAAGAGGGAGGAGCUUAGAACCCAGUGUUGGCAUUGUGGUCAUGAACUUCCAUAGAAGGCUUCUGAAGAGCUUGUUAGGCUAGGCCCCCAACUGUAGACGAUCUGCCCAGCAGGAGGAAACCUUGACUGUUGCAUCCCCCUCCUCAUUCUUCCUUUUGUUGUGAAUGAGAAUUGCCUUAAAGUUUCACAACUGUGCUGAUACUGUUGUACUGCAGUUUGAAGAAACAAGGAUUCAUCUGUAAUUGCGGAAACACAAACAAGGCUGUCUCUCCUUCAAAUUCCACCUUGAAAAUUCCAGGCUUCACUGGAAGACACGUCGUUAUAAAUCUCCCGAAGAACACCAUGUUUCUAAGCUAUGUAGCAGCCAGGAAUAAUUGUUAUAGCUGUUGAUUUAACUUCUCCCACCCAAACCAAGAUUGUUAUGAAUCCAGCAUUAGGAAAGGUUAGGCUAUGCUCCCCGCUGCUGCAUAACUGUGAAAAAAUUCUGUGUAGAAGUCCAGAUUUUAGAGCAGGCAAAAGCCAUUUCCUUGAAUAGUGGAUCCACACUAGGAUCCAAGUGAAUCCACAGUGGAAAAAAUGAAAAAACAUCUAUGGAUUUCAGUGUAAGGAUGCUUAAAUGUAGUCUUAUAAGCAGUCCCUAGAAGUGGAUCCUCUGCAGUUCUGCCAAGUAGGAAUUAGAUAGAGUGAAUCUUCUUUAGAGUUUAAGAAACCUCACUAAGGGCUACAUUUUGAAUGUGGUUCGCAAAGUACUGGUAGAUGAAGUCAGUGCUCAGUUAAGCAGUGCCUUGUCAGCAUAUUCUUGUCGUUGGAAGUUGCCUAUUCCCCAGAAGUUAGAUCAGCCGUGAGAUUCACUUUGUACAUUAAGUUUUUCUCUGGGUAUUGAGAUGCACAUAUGACCUGGCAUAUGCAGAACCCUAAAAAAUGUAAUGCAUGAAUCAGCCCUAAAUGUGUUUGAAUGUUUUUCCUCCCCUCCCAAAGCAUAGGCUUUGAUUCAAUUUCAAAAGCUUUAAAAUGUGCCUUAUUUAAAACUGACUGUGAACUUGUAUGUUUGCUGACACUCCUUGGUGCAGCAGAAGCUGGUUAAAAUGAGAAAGUGGAAAAAAGGAACUUGAAAAAUGUUGGGUUUAAAAAAGAAGGCUCCAGUUGCAGAUGCCAAGCAGUGAAAGCCUUAUAAAUAUGGUGCCAUAGACAGGCAGCAGGUAGACACCAGGGUAGUAUUUUUUUCAGAUCAGAUUACUUAGAAUUCAUAAGUCGCUGAAAAUGAAAUUGGGAAGCAGGAGUGAUGACAUUUUGUGCCUUUCCCACUUGCUUUUUCUACUUUAAUCAAAUUAUAUUGUAAAUUGGAGGAAGAGGGAUACAUUAUCUCUGCCCAGCAGCCCAUGUGUUGGAAGAGGCUUCAGCAAAAUGCUUAGCCAUGUUUGAGGAACAUCCGCAGAACAUGGGGUGAUAACAAUUUAGCCAGCCUUGGGUUUUAUGAUUACUUUUUCUCUUCUAAAGGUGUUUGUAACAAAUAGGCUGUUAUUUGCUUUUGAAAUGUGACAGCCUGUUUCCUGGCUCCCUAGCCGCCAGAUGUCCAAUUUCAGUAUGCAAACUGCUUUAUAACUAUGUAUGUUAUUUUCUUUGAGAGACCUCAGUGGCCUUUAUUUAUCAUGAAGCACAAAAUCUGGUCCUUUUGAAAAAGGCAGAGAUUGUUGCCAACCCUACCCCCACCUCAUAAACCCCGCUUCAUACAAAAAUGAUGUUCUGCUGUCUCAUUCUUGUGCUUUGUUCCUUACAAUGUGAUGGGGAAAGUAGGUAGAUUUGCUUUAUGUGGCAUAUAUAAAUAUAUGAACUGGGAUUGAGAGGGCUUCUUUAGACGUGCCCAAAAGCUUGUGUGCAUCCACUGUGGGGUUUGUUUGUUUUUUAAUUCAUUUGAACACCUGAAACUCCAUGCCAAAUCCCAAGCUGCAUUUGAAACUCAUCAUUCUCAUGUGCAGUUUGCCAUUCAGCACGUCAUGACUGCAGUUUAGUGUACAGAACUCUUUGGGUAGUUCUUUGGAUCCUAACCAUAUGUGUUGUAUGUAGAUCCGGAGGGCUUGUGCAAACAUGGUUAUCCCUUGGUCCCUACAACAUGUAGUAACUGCUGUGUUUACAUACAGGUAGCCACAGGUCUACCUCCAAGAAGUAAUGAUAAGUAAUUCAGUAGAGCACAAACUGGUUACGUUUGAUAAUGCAGCUCCCAAGCACUUUCAUAUUCCCUGCCGUAUCUUUUCUAGAGUCCCGAGACCCCCAGCCUUCUGUGUUUUUAAAAUGGCAAUUUCCUAGCCCUCGUUGUUCCAAAGAUGAGCUUGAGCGUGACAAACUUUUAAAAUGUACAAACAUCAUGCCUCAAAUCCAGAGCCCUGUGUGAGCUCAAGUGUACAAAUGAUGGAGACUUUUCAUUUGCUUCAAUGGAAGGGGCUCUGUGUCCAUGCAUUCGUAAGCUGUCCUCUCUUUUAAAGCGAGUGGAAGGGUCUUGUUGGUAGGGGAGCUGCAUGUGUGCAGCAUAGUGCUGGCAUCCUCAAAGAACCGAUGGAUCAGAACAAAUGUAUGCACAAGCCUCCUGGUUUUUUGUUUCCCAGCGCGAGCAAGAACAGGUUUACCUCAAGUUUGCAUGCCUUCAAAAGCAGGUGUCUGUUGUUUGAUUUUUCAGGUCUUACAAAAACGGAAAAUGUUGUCACCACCAACAACACACCUUAAUCACAAGGUUUUUUAAAAAAUAAAAAGUGUAUGGCAAUUUGUAUAAUAUCGUCCAGGAGUUUUCAUCAGUUGUUCUGCUGGAUUAUGUGCAAUAAUAAAAUGUUUUCUUUUGCUCACGUUA